This is a messenger RNA of Oncorhynchus kisutch (coho salmon), 1939 nucleotides long. Its product is annotated as olfactory receptor 10G4-like. The record is from RefSeq and is a predicted model, not a curated record. Gene Ontology annotation, biological process: G protein-coupled receptor signaling pathway. The coding region runs from base 184 to 1146 and encodes 320 amino acids. Gene Ontology annotation, cellular component: plasma membrane. Gene Ontology annotation, molecular function: olfactory receptor activity; G protein-coupled receptor activity. The transcript has a single exon. NCBI's taxonomy places the organism in Eukaryota, Metazoa, Chordata, Actinopteri, Salmoniformes, Salmonidae.
GGAUUGGCUCCACAACUUAACAAGUUAUGGACGGAUUGCAUUGUGGAGACUGCUUUGUUUGAAGAAUCAAAUACAUUUGGAUUUUUGUACUGUUGUACUGUUUUCAAAUUAACUAAUUUGUAUUUGAAGCUAUAGGAAUAUAGUGAUUUAAUUUUAAUAACUCACAAGGGUUGAUGCUUGAAGAUGAUUUUUAGUGAACUUCUAGUGAAUUUCACGGGGAAGAAUGUGGAGGAGUUUACCAUCACAGGCUUCGACCACCUCUCUUACCAGAAGCUCCUGGGCUUCCUCAUCUUCAUCACCUAUUUCCUUGUGAUUCUGGGAAGCGGCACCAACAUCUGCAUCAUUUUGACGGACAGACGGCUGCACACGCCCAUGUACCUCCUCAUCUGUAACCUGGCCGUGGUGGACAUCAUGUUCACCACCAGCACCAGCAUCACCAUGAUCUCUGUCCUGCUGGGCGAGGUCAAAACCAUUUCUUACUACUCCUGCAUAUCAAGCAUGUACAUCUACCACCUGGGUGACAUCGAAGAGUGUCUGUCCCUGUCCCUGAUGGCUUUGGACCGAACCAUCGCUAUCAGAACCCCUCUUAGGUACCACAGCAUCCUGACUAACCCACGGCUCUUCCUAUUGAUCACAGCUACCUGGCUGAUAGGGUUAGGGGUCAUGGGGGUAUUAACAGCUCAGGCAGACAGCCUUCCAUACUGCCAGCCCAUCAUUAGAUAUGUGUUCUGUGACUAUCCUGCUAUGGUCAGAGCUGCCUGUGUCAACCCUGAACCCUAUUGGAUGCUUCCCACCAUCCUGGGUCUGUGGUUGGUUGGUGCACAGCUCACAUUCAUUCUGCUGUCAUACGUGAAUCUGAUCUACACAGUACUGAGACUGCCUAACAACGAGAGCAGAGUGCAGGUGUUUAAUACCUGUAUUUGUCACAUCAUUGUGGUGUUCUGUUUCUACGCUCCCAAGUUAGUCUCUGUGUUGUUGACGAGGAUAGGGGUGAGGCUGAAUCUGACGGAGCGUAAUGCUUUACUGAUUAUGGCCACACUGUUACCUUCUCUGAUCAACCCAGUAGUCUACUGUCUGAAGACCAAGGAGAUUAGAAAGAGAUUGGUUCAGAUACUGUCUAGGAAAAGAACGGCAGUGAUGAAAUGAGGUAGUGAAAAGUAUUAUGUUGUGACUUCAAAUCAGUGUGUUUAAAGGUUUUAAAGAUAAUUUCCCCUUCAGCUCACAUCAGCAGCGUUUACAUUGACUUUAAGAGUUGCUUCGUCUUCAAAAAAGAUCAGAUUGAAUUUCUGUUGAAUAACCACAAUCCAAGGUUUAAAUAGUUCCGGCUUCUUCUGUCAGCACGUUACAUUACACCUGAAGAUAUCUAAAUGGUUUUAUUUUAUUACACUAAAUAUUCAACAUACUUUUUUUUAUUGUUGUUGCAAUGUCGAGAGUUAAACAUGCAAGUUAGAAUUUCAAUGUACGUUAUAGUGUACAUAACGUAUGUCCUGUGAAAAUCACAAAUAAACUUGAUUUGAUUAUAUAACCCCUAUUUAUAUAUACUUAUUUAACUUGAAAAGUCAGUUAAGAACAGAUUAUUUUUUUUACUAUGACGGCCUACAUCGGACAAACACGGACAACGCUGGGGCAAUUGUGCGCCACCCUAUUGGACUUCCAAUCACGUCCGAAUGUGAUAGAGCCUGGAAUCGAACUAGGGACUGUAGUGACGCCUCUUGCAGUGAGAUGCAGUGCCUUAGAACGCUGUGCCACUUGAGAGCCCUUAUAUUGUGAUGAACAAUAUGAAUAGUGUUGACUCUCUUCCAGGCAGCUCAUUACUACUGACCGAAUAUCAAAUUUUCUGUCUGUGAAUAGAUACAACCACCCGACUCACACCACCAACGCUGAUACACACCACAACCACCUGAAACACACCACAACGCUGAUACACACCACAACCACC